This is a messenger RNA of Pipistrellus nathusii (Nathusius's pipistrelle), 1527 nucleotides long. The record is from the annotation of a GenBank genome assembly. NCBI's taxonomy places the organism in Eukaryota, Metazoa, Chordata, Mammalia, Chiroptera, Vespertilionidae.
AUGGGUAGCUGUUGUAGCUGUCCAGAUAAAGACACUGUCCCAGAUAACCAUCGGAACAAGUUUAAGGUCAUUAAUGUGGAUGAUGAUGGGAAUGAGUUAGGUUCUGGCAUAAUGGAACUUACAGAGACAGAACUGAUCUUAUACACUCGCAAACGUGACUCGGUGAAAUGGCACUACCUCUGCCUGCGACGCUAUGGCUAUGAUUCAAAUCUCUUCUCUUUUGAAAGUGGUCGACGAUGUCAAACUGGACAAGGAAUCUUUGCCUUUAAGUGUGCCCGUGCAGAAGAAUUAUUUAACAUGUUGCAAGAGAUAAUGCAAAAUAACAGUAUAAAUGUGGUGGAAGAGCCAGUUGUUGAAAGGAAUAAUCAUCAGACGGAAUUGGAAGUCCCCAGAACACCUCGAACACCUACAACUCCAGGGUUUGCUGCUCAGAACUUACCUAAUGGAUAUCCCCGAUAUCCCUCAUUUGGAGAUGCUUCAUCCCACCCAUCAAGCAGGCACCCUUCUGUGGGAAGUGCUCGCUUGCCUUCAGUGGGAGAAGAAUCUACACAUCCUUUGCUUGUGGCCGAGGAACAGGUACAUACCUAUGUCAAUACUACAGGUGUGCAAGAAGAGCGGAAAAAUUGUGCAGCUGUGCAUGUCCCCUUGGAGGCGAGGAUUUCUAAUGCUGAAAGCAACACUCCAAAAGAAGAACCAAGUAGCAUCGAGGACAGGGACCCUCAGAUUCUUCUUGAACCUGAAGUAGUUAGAUUUGUCUUAGGACCAACUCCUGUUCAAAAGCAAUUAAUGGAAAAAGAGAAAAUGGAGAAAAUUGGAAGAGAUCAAGUCAGCGGGAGUGGUGCAAAUAACACAGAAUGGGACACUGGCUAUGACAGUGAUGAGCGAAGAGAUGCACCCUCUGUUAACAAGCUGGUGUAUGAGAAUAUAAAUGGGCUAUCUGUCCCUAGUGCCUCCGGGGUCCGGAGAGGUCGUCUGACAUCCGCCAGUACCUCAGACACCCAAAACAUCAACAACUCCGCUCAGAGAAGAACUGCAUUAUUGAACUAUGAAAAUUUACCAUCUUUGCCUCCUGUUUGGGAAGCCCGCAAACUAAGUAGGGAUGAAGAUGACAAUUUAGGACCAAAGACCCCAUCUCUAAAUGGCUACCAUAAUAAUCUAGAUCCAAUGCAUAACUAUGUAAAUACAGAGAAUGUAACAGUGCCAGCAAGUGCUCACAAAAUAGAAUAUUCAAGGCGUCGGGAUUGUAUACCGACAGUCUUUAACUUUGAUAUCAGACGCCCGAGUUUAGAACACAGGCAGCUCAAUUAUAUACAGGUUGACUUGGAAGGGGGCAGUGACUCCGACAACCCUCAGACUCCAAAAACACCUACAACUCCUCUUCCACAGACCCCUACCAGGCGCACAGAGCUGUAUGCUGUGAUAGACAUCGAGAAAACUGCUGCUAUGUCCAAUUUGCAGAAAGCACUACCACGAGAUGAUGGUACAUCUAGGAAAACUAGACAUAAUAGUACUGAUCUGCCUAUGUGA